AGCUCUGCUUGCACUGAACACCUUCUAAGUUCUUCUCCCAAACAUUUGAUUCGUAUGAAUGACCAAAGGCCAACAGCAUGAAAGGCCUCCGCCACUCCCGGUCACCAACCCGGCGGAUGCCCAGUUGCCGUCACAGCGCAAUACAGCGGCGAUCGGCACGUCCACCGCCGUCACACGAACCAUAAUCCAACAGGGCUUCGCAUUUUAUUUUCGGGUGCCUGUCAAGCUAUUCAGACCAACGAGGAUUGAUUACAUGGCCUUACCUCGGGCAUUGGGGCCCGCUGCGAAAGAGGGUGCACCGUGGUCAUGGCGGACGUCGACACUUGGACUCUUGUUCAACGCAUGUCGGAAACACGGACUACGGUUCAUUCCUGACAACGUUCUCCCACCGCUCUUGGCGAAUUCUGCUGUUGGCGUGGUGUUAUAUACCACAUAUAUCACCGCCUUGCCGCUCUACCACCCUCCAUCAUACCACCACCCGAACCGAACAUGGCCCCCACCACCAUUCGAGUCCGUGUUUUGGGCUGGAGCAUCGGCGGGUGCGGCACAAGCGAUUAUCGCGCAACCGCUCGAUGCACUCCAGGUUAGGUUCAAGAUGAAUGAUAUGCUAGAGGGGAAGUUCCGGAGUAUGUGGGAUUACUCCCGUACCACGCUCCGCGAAGUCGGGGUACGGAGUAUCUUGGGUGGAUUCAUGUUGUCGCUUACGAAGGACGCAUUGGGGUACGGAUUGUUUUUCGCGACAUUUGAAUUCGUCAAACAACAAGGCUACUACUCCUUCCUUCGUCUCAUUUACGGGAAGCCACAUGAGCCGAUCCAGCACGAGGACGUAAAACACAGGCAUAUGCACAACACACACCCACCACACUUCAUCGUUCCCCCGCUCUUCGUCGUACUCGCCGGUGCGGCCGCGUCCGUGGCGCAUCAAGCAAUCUCCUACCCCCUCACAAAAGUCCAAGAUAUCCACUGGUCCCGCCUCGAAACCCUCGACUACAAGCUCCGUCUCGAAGGCUCAAACCCGAUGCUAGCUUACCUUCACUCCUACCGCGAUACAUUCCGGCAGUGCAACAUGAGUGCCGCGAACUAUGGGGGGUGGUGGAGGUGGCUUUAUAGAGGUUUUGCGGGGACGGCGGUGAGGAGUGUGCCGAGUACGAGUGCGGGGUUGGUUGUGUUUGAGGCUUUUAGGAGAAAGUAUGGGGGGCCGAGUGUCUUUGGGGGGGAUGUGCUGGUUGAAGAGGAGGGGUGGGAGGUUAUAUUGUGAGGGAAUUGUGAGGGAUC
Saitoella complicata NRRL Y-17804 is the source of this 1275-nucleotide messenger RNA. Its product is annotated as mitochondrial carrier. Gene Ontology annotation, biological process: mitochondrial L-ornithine transmembrane transport. The transcript has a single exon. Gene Ontology annotation, molecular function: L-ornithine transmembrane transporter activity. Bases 59 to 1258 code for a protein of 399 amino acids. Lineage: Eukaryota; Fungi; Ascomycota; Saitoellomycetes; Saitoellales; Saitoellaceae. The record is from RefSeq and is a predicted model, not a curated record.